GGUGUGUUCUACUGAAGAUGGAGGCCUCCGGGUCGCUGACUGUCAACAACAAAAUGAGAACCGGUGUCGGGGGUGUUGGUGCCGGGAGCCCUCAGCCGGGAAAGGGGCGAGAAUAUAAUCGCAAUCAGCGCAAGGAUUCUGAGGGUUGCUCAGAGUCUCCAGAUCUAGAAUUCGUUUAUGCUGACGCCGACAAAUGGGCUGCCGAGCUCUCAGAGCUUUACAGUUACACAGAAGGCCCAGAAUUUCAAUUGAACAGAAAAUGUUUUGAAGAUGACCUGCGAUUACAUGUGCCUGAUAAAAAGUGGACAGAGUUGGAUGUGUCCCAGCAACGUGCACACGCCAUGCGGCUCCUCGAUGGUUUGGAGGUCACGGCCAGGGAAAAACGGCUAAAAGUGGCUCGGGCAAUCCUGUAUGUGGCACAGGGCACUUUUGGGGAGUGCACAUCUGAGUCUGAAGUGCAGACCUGGCAGCGACAUAACAUCUUCCUGCUGCUAGAAGCCGGUGCGUUCAAUGCCCUGGUGGAACUUCUUAACAUGGAAGUUGAGAACAGUGCAGCUUGCAGUAAUGCUGUACGGAAGCCCGCCAUCUCUCUGGCCGACAGCACAGACCUUCGAGUUCUCCUAAACAUCAUGUACAUCAUGGUGGAUACGUUACGUGAAGAGGGAGAAGCCGACAGUGAGGAAUGGAAAACCAUGAGGCAAACUUUCCGCGCAGAACUAGGAUCUCCUGUAUAUAACAGUGAGCCAUUUGCUGUGCUACUUUUUGGGAUGGUCACUAAGUUCUGUAGUGGUCACGCUCCACAUUUUCCUAUGAAAAAGGUGCUGUUGCUUCUGUGGAAGACAGUGUCGUGCACUCUUGGUGGGUUUGAAGAUUUGCAGAAGAUGAAAGCAGAAAAGCGAGAGAUCUUGGGACUGCCGCCACUUCCUGAAGAUAGCAUUAAAGUAAUACGCAACAUGAGAGCUGCAUCUCCACCGGCUUCAGCAUCUGAUCUUAUUGAGCAGCAACAGAGAAGAGGUCGAAGAGAGCAUAAAGCUCUCAUUAAGCAGGAUAACCUUGAUGCGUUUAAUGAGCGGGAUCCAUACAAAACAGAUGACACUCGUGAUGAAGAAGAGGAAAAUGAUGAGGACAACAGCUUAGAGGGAGAACCUUUUUCCAUUGAACGGGAGGAAGUGAUGCCACCAUCAAUUACUCAACCUCCUGCUGAUCGUCUUGCUUUCCCUAAAGGUUUACCUUGGGCGCCAAAAGUGAGGGAGAAAGACAUCGAGAUAUUCUUGGAAUCGAGUCGUAGUAAGUUCAUUGGAUACACUCUUGGAAGUGACACAGACACGGUGGUUGGUUUACCGCGCCCUAUUCAUGAGAGCAUUCGAACUCUAAAGCUGCACAAAUAUACUUCUAUUGCUGAGGUUCAGAUUCACCUAGAGGAAGAGUUCAUAAGGUGUCCACUGUCAGGCGGUGAAGAGGAGGUUGAACAAGUACCUGCAGAGAUUUUAUACCAGGGUCUUCUUCCUAGUUUACCUCAAUACAUGAUUGCCUUACUGAAGAUCCUGCUUGCUGCUGCACCUACUUCCAAGGCCAAGACCGAUUCAAUUAAUAUUCUGGCAGAUGUGCUUCCGGAAGAAAUGCCAACCACUGUUCUACAGAGCAUGAAACUGGGAGUAGAUGUGAAUCGACACAAAGAGAUUAUUGUGAAAGCCAUCUCUGCUGUGUUACUGCUGUUACUAAAACACUUCAAGCUAAACCAUGUUUAUCAGAUGGAAUAUAUGGCUCAGCACCUGGUGUUUGCCAAUUGCAUUCCUUUAAUAUUGAAAUUUUUUAAUCAAAAUAUAAUGUCGUACAUCACAGCCAAGAACAGUAUUUCAGUUCUUGACUACCCGUACUGUGUGGUCCAUGAGUUGCCAGAGUUAACAGCAGAGAGUUUGGAAGCUGGAGAUAAUAAUCGAUUCUGUUGGCGUAACUUGUUUUCAUGCAUAAAUCUUCUGCGCAUCCUAAACAAGCUGACCAAGUGGAAGCACUCGAGAACCAUGAUGCUUGUGGUAUUCAAGUCUGCCCCCAUUCUAAAAAGAGCUCUUAAAGUCAAGCAGGCGAUGAUGCAGCUAUAUGUACUUAAGUUGCUGAAAGUACAGACCAAGUACCUAGGACGGCAGUGGAGAAAAAGUAAUAUGAAAACUAUGUCGGCCAUUUACCAGAAAGUGCGACACCGUCUAAAUGACGACUGGGCGUACGGAAACGAUCUUGAUGCUCGCCCCUGGGAUUUUCAAGCUGAGGAAUGUGCACUAAGAGCCAAUAUUGAGCGCUUCAACUCUCGCCGUUAUGAUCGGACUCAUAGAAACCCGGAAUUUCUUCCAGUAGACAACUGUCUCCAGAGUGUGCUUGGUCAACACGUAGAACUACCAGAGGAUUUUCAGAUGAACUAUGACUUGUGGCUGGAGAGAGAAGUGUUUUCUAAACCCAUAUCAUGGGAAGAGUUGCUGCAAUAACAUGCACUUUAAAAUCCGCCUGGAGAUAAUAUUCAGCUUCAUCUUCAGCAUUUAUAACACUAGUUUUCAGAAAAGGUUGGGACCUCCAAUGUACAGUACAAUACCUGGGCCUAACAGCUAGAACAUAGAAAAACACUCAUACUUUCAUGGUAUCGUACAGCGCAUUCCCUUUUAGUGUUUUUUUUUCUGCACACUUUGGUUCACCUAAAAUAAUCACUCCACUUUUCAUGAGUGGGUCUGUGCUUACAUUGUUACAGAUACCAAGGUAGGCCAUGUAAGGCUGGUUUCACACUGCGGUACAGCCUUCCACCAGGCUGUUCCAGCAUAGAUUGUAAGAAAUUGUCCGCGGCCUAUUUUUGGGGAGAUUAGUGCCAGAUCCCGUUAUAUUUGAUGGGGCCGUGCGGCAUUCCAGCCAUGAAGAAUCCAGCAGGCUGUUCCCAACCAGAACAGCCUGCCAGGUCUGUAAACUCUAGUGUGAAACUCACCUUAAUGAAAUAUAUCUGCUUCAAGAGGGCAGCUACUGUCUGACCCUUCAUAUAUUGUAAAUGGCCUUCGCUGUGUAGCUACAACAUGUAAGAGUGUUUUAUCCCGCUAAGGACUUUUGCUCAUUGACUGUAUCCGUUUAUUUGAUCCGUGUGCUGUCCAUAUUUUUUUGCGGACCCAUUUACUUCAAAGGGUCUGCGGUCCGCAUUUUGUAAACAAGUAUAGAACAUGUAUUGUUUUAUGCGGAACAGACAUUCGGACUUGCAAAGCACAUAGAAGUAUUCCGUGUCCGUAUGUCCAUUCUGCAGAAGAUAGAACAUGUCCUAUACUUAACCACAAAAUGCGGACACAUGGAAGUCAAUGAAUCCACACAAAAAAAUGCAGACGGUACACAGACCACGUACGUAUUUUGUGGACCACAAAACGGAUAGUUGUGUGCAUGAGGCCUAAUGGAAAGAUUAUUUGUGACUCGCAUCAUUUAUAUUUUGUGUAUUCCACCAAAUGGUCUCAGUUGAAAACAGUGUUGCAGAAAGCAAAUGUACACCAGUGAACUAUUUAUUAUGGGUUUGAAGUAACAUUCCUCGGUUAUGUUCCAAGUUUUAUGUGUUUUUGUUUGUGUGAAUUUAGCUAUAAAUAUAUUUUAUCAGCUUCUA
Molecule: messenger RNA, 3613 nt
Organism: Bufo gargarizans (Asiatic toad)
Lineage: Eukaryota; Metazoa; Chordata; Amphibia; Anura; Bufonidae
Gene: STRIP1
Product: striatin interacting protein 1
Exons: 21
Coding region: 18-2477 (819 amino acids)
Biological process (GO): cytoskeleton organization
Cellular component (GO): cytosol
Source: RefSeq, a predicted model, not a curated record